Molecule: messenger RNA, 3380 nt
Organism: Aspergillus candidus
Lineage: Eukaryota; Fungi; Ascomycota; Eurotiomycetes; Eurotiales; Aspergillaceae
Product: putative PHD finger domain protein
Exons: 5
Coding region: 218-2746 (842 amino acids)
Biological process (GO): regulation of DNA-templated transcription
Cellular component (GO): RSF complex
Source: RefSeq, a predicted model, not a curated record
GACACACCCUUGCGAUCGCCUCGUUCGUUACUAUUGUUUAGUCUUGAUUUUAGGACUGGUAUUGAUUUGACCUUUUUCUUUUUUACAUCUCUCUUUUGAUCCCUUUAUUUCGUCCUAUCUAGCUAAAUCCACGCCACCACACCCUCGUCUAACCCGCGCGAUCGAUCGGAAUUCCUCCAGCGCGGCCGCCGCCGUUUCACGGUCUCGAACCGCCUCCAUGGUAUCGCGAAAGCGCACCCGCUCCGAUGCGGACGCUGCCCCGGAGCAGCCAUCGGAGGAGCCAGGGUUGCUCGACCAACUGCGCAAUAGCUGGGAGUUUGCAAAUCUCAUGCAGUACAUUACCAUGUUUGGGAAACCUAUGAAAAUUGAUGAGGAUUUCGGGAUCGAGGAUUUAGAAACCGAAUGUCUUAAACCCGGUCCUUCGGAGAAACUUAUGGAGAUUGGACUUUGUCUGCUCAAAUGGGUUUCGUCGCAUCGGGGUCUCUCGUUUGACAAUUUCGACGAAUAUACGCGACGCCAGUACAACGCCAAAGCGCCCCAUGUCGAAAACCCCUUCGGGUACGACGAGGUUCCGAAAAAGUUCGCCGAGUUUGACAUCUUCCUGAAGCUUCGCGUUCUCCACCAGUUGACGGUAUGGACGUUCUGGAACCCCGACCGUAUUCGCGACAAGAUGCCGGAGCAGAGGGAGCAGGACCAGACGCAAUGGCGUAUUGAGGAAGUAGGAUACGAUCGAGACGGCGCCCUUUAUUACAUUCUGGAUGACAAUCGACUGUAUCGUCGCACCGAUCCCCCCAUCCCCGCUCCGAAACUCGCCAAACCGAAGACCAAGAGGAAGAGCGCGCGUGCUUUACGCGCAUCGAAGCGGAGAAGAGGAUCCGAAGCGGCUAUCGUCGAUGGUUCUUCCGAAGAGGAUAAUGAUAACGCCAGUGGCAAACCGCAAGAGGAUCCUUUCAAGGAGAUGCAGUGGGAAUGCGUCGCCAUCACACUCAACGACUAUCGGGAAUUCUUGGCGUCGAUUCAAAAGACCAGGGAUGCAGACGAGAAGAUACUGAGGGAUAGGAUUGAAGAACAAGUGAUGCCGGUCAUUGAAAAGGAAGAAGAAUCCCAGGAACGGCACAGGAUCAAGAAGGAAAAAGAGCUCAUCAAUCUGCAAAUGCUUGCCGGCGCGAAACGGUCCAGCCGUCUCGCCGGAAAGGCGGAGAAGGACCGUGCUGACAGGGAGGCGGUGGAAGAAGCGCGAAAGCACGAAGCAGAGCUGGCAAUGGCUCGCAAAGAAGAGGAGAAGAAAAAGAAGAUGGAACAGGAGAGGCGCGCCCGGAUGAUGACGCGCGAGCAGCGCAUCAAAGACCGAGAACGGAAACGCAUAGAACACGAAGAGGAACUGCAGAAGAUACAAGAUGAGCACGAAAAGUUCGAGCGUGGCGAGAGUCGAAUGUCUGAAAGGCACCUCAGGGCCGAAAUGGAGAGGCAGAGGAAGAAUCUCAAAGAUCUCUCUGGGGAGGAUGAGUGGAUAUUUGACUGCUCGAUAUGCGGUGUGCAUGGGGAGAACUUGGACGACGGGUCCCAUAGUGUCGCGUGCGAAAAGUGCAAUGUGUGGCAGCACAGCAAAUGCCUGGGGAUCGCGCAGGACGAAGCCGAGCGUGAGGACUUUCACUUCGUCUGCAAGGACUGUCACCGGCGCGAGGAGGAGGCGAAGAUGCCGAAACUACCCCCGUUGAAGUUCAAGCUUGGUUCCUCGCCCUCGUCAGCUGGGUUUGAAGAUCACCAGGCGAAGGGGCCGGACGCUCCACACUUCUUGGUGCCCAAGAUGGAAGCUCAUCACCAUAUGUCCCCGAACGGAUCGCCCUCCAAAAUGCCUGCACAGCCAUCCUUCCCCCCACAGACCGGGUCUCAGUCGAUGCCUUUCUCUCCGUCGUCACCCGAACGCCGCCCUCAUUCCGCCCACCACCUCCCCUUCAGCCCUUCUCGCGCCCCAUUCUCUCCAUCCAAGGGUGUGAACGGGUUCAGUCUAUCCAGAGCCCAUCAUCCGAAACCACCCUCCACCCACCAGGCAACACAACCACCUCCUGGCCGUGGGUCAUUCGGUUCGUUCCAAACGCAGCGGCCAUCAUCAUCCCACUCUGCACAGAGCCCGCAUCUCCCUUCGCCCAUCCAGAACCGACCCUCCAUGUCCCCCACACAAGGCAACCGCGACGUCGGCCCUCUCGCCGGAUUCCCCUCCGCAUCCCCAUCCGACAGCCCAGCACCAUGGACGACCCCAUACGGACAACACCAAGCCCGACGUCCAAGCACCAGCAACCACGCAUCAUUCUCCUCCAUGCAAGGCGGCCAGAUAUCCUUCGCGGCAACCCCCACAGCCAGUCGAUCCUCACCCCCGCAGAGCUCCCACGGCCACGGCGUCCAUCUCUCCGGAAUCAGCCCAACAAAACAGUCCCCUCGCCCGGUGACAUCCGGCGGCAUGGCCGGCGCACCCGUAUUACCUCCGAUCCAAAAACUGGAGCCGAGCCCGAAGCUCAUGGGACGCAGCUCGCCCGACGCGCCCAUUCCCCCACCGGUCAAAUCCAUGACUCCGGAACAAGAGGGACGCCGGCAGAGAGAGAACGCCAUGAUUUCUCACGGGGCCAACGCACCGCAAGGCAUGAUGUCGUCGCCGUCUCUCAAUCGCAUUCCGCCCCUGGGUUCGAACGCUCAGAAUACACCGUCUGCUCCGCGGUUUGAUUCAGGGAACGGCAGUAACAGGCAGUAGCUGCGUUGUUGCUCAAAGACAUGGCAUACGGAUGAUGUUCUAGCGUGGGGGAUCCCAAACUCGAACACCCAGAUGUGCCAACCUAAUCCCACCAUAAUCAAAAACAACCGACGUCCAGUUUAGUUUUCGAUAGUGGGGCACAAUAAACAUCAAAAACAGGAGCAGCGAGGACGAAUACAACGAAGCCGGAAAUAUCACCCCCGGCAAAUAGCAUCACCACGGAUUGUGUCCCGUCUGGGUAUCCACCAGAAAAACGACAUAUCAUAUCAAUCAGUUAAACCAAAUCAGACGCGCGACAUCUAGUUACGUGCAUGGAGUCGGGAACGGAUAGAUCUUAACGUCCUCCGUUUCAGCCGAUGCGAUGCAAUCUACUCGACCCCGAGCUCGUUCCAUAUCUCGUCUCGCGACUGCGCUCGCAAACAAGCUGUUCUCUACAAUCUACAACCUAUCUCUACAGUGUGGUUUAAACCAAUAAGCAUGGAUGGGUGGAUCUGUUCUCUUCUUUUCUUCUAUUUACUGUGUUCUCUAAGAUGUUUGCUCUGGUGCAAACUGGGCGGUUGGUUGGUAGGUAGAGGCGUUGCAGGGCGAGAUUAUAGAUUGGUUUGGCUUGGUUUGGUUUGUACUCUGGUUGAUA